CUCUCUCGGAACCUCAAGCCUCUUUUCUGAACCUGUUUCUUUUGUCUCGUCUUGCUCAAAUCAAUCUCGAUGUCGGUCGAGGCCACCCAACCAAGAGCUGACAUGAUGUUGUCCAACUAGAGGCUGAGCUGCAGCGUUACAGAUCGAGGGCCGUGGAUAUAACCUAUUCUUGACUCGACCCGACUCGGCUGCAAUUGUCAUUGUCAGCUCCAGAACUCGCAUAGGACGAAACACGCAAGCCGUCCGAGCGCCCUCCUCGUGGAUACGAUGCGAUGCUGAUGCUGUAUCAUCGGAGUCGGCAUGUUGUAGAAUGGAGACCGACGCGCUCCAUGACUUACACCCAACACAAUACGAUGCGAUACGAAAUGGCUGCAUCAUGAUUUCCCCAUGCCGUCAUCUCAUCAUGUUGAAUAGCAAUGCUCCACCAAGACCGAAAGCAGCCCGCAUAGCACAACAUAACCCAAAGCACCUACCACCUCUACCAGAGCGUUUCAAAUGGGAUCCAUCACUCAACGUACGAUACCCAUAGAUACCUAUGGUACAUCGGGCUAGCUCAGGUAACCUAAAGGGUUAGCUGGCUAGGUAGGCUGGCAACUUUAGUACUAACUACCUUCUUUGGAGAGAGCGAAAGCUCCAAAUCCGCAAGGUACCCAGGCAUUCUAUUCAUACAAUGGCAGUAUUAUAUUACUCAAAUCAAGGUAUUCUGAUACUUGUUAAAUUCAA
Messenger RNA from Fusarium verticillioides 7600, 723 nucleotides. RefSeq lists its product as hypothetical. The transcript has 2 exons. The coding region runs from base 311 to 529 and encodes 72 amino acids. Lineage: Eukaryota; Fungi; Ascomycota; Sordariomycetes; Hypocreales; Nectriaceae. The record is from RefSeq and is a predicted model, not a curated record.